AUGGUUGUUAUAGUUAAUGUUUAUAUGCAUGUUGCUGUCUCAGCUGUUGCUAAUGGAAAACGGGAUGCUUCUAAUGUUGGUCAAUCAGUUAUAUUGCCCCCCACGUUCCUUGGAUGCCCUCGAGAUUUGAGCAGGAGGUACCUCAAUGCAAUUACUCUUAUUCAAAGGUUUGGCAAGCCUGACCUCUUUGUCACUAUGACUAGCAAUCCCAACUGGCCAGAAAUAAAAGCAGAACUUGAUCCUGGCGAAAAAGCUCAAGACCGGCCUGAUUUAAUUGCGUGUGUUUUCAGGGCAAAACUUAUUGCGUUGAAAAGAAAAUUAUGGAUGAAAAUGUCUUUGGAACCAGCCUUGAACGACAAGUUCACUUGUGCUGAGAUUCCUAGCAGUGACAACCCUUAUUUGCGUAAGAUUGUUCUUCGCCAUAUGAUGCGUGGCCCUUGUGGCAAGGAAGAUCCUAGCUGUUCUUGCAUGAACAAGAAGGGGUGGGAAGGAAAAUGUAAAUAUGGCUACCCAAAGGCAUUCAAUGAUACAACCACAUACAAUUAUAGUGGCUACCCUACUUACCGUAGGCGUGACACAGGGCAUGACAGAUGUUCAUUUAAUAUAACAAAAAUCGGUGUAAGGCUACCUGUUAAUGAAAUUGAACAAUUUCAUUCAGGCCGUUGGGUGUCUCCUUGUGAAGAUGCUUGGCGGAUCUUUUCAUUUGAUCUUUAUGAAAUGAUCCCGCUUGUACUAUUGCUACAGGUGCACUUGCCAAACCAACACUCCGUUAGGUUUAAUGCUUCUGACCAGCUAGAGGAUGUAAUUGUUGACAGUAGAAAGGCCAGAACGUCGUUAAUAGAAUUUUUCAAAAUGAAUGCUGCAUUUCCAAACAAACCUAAAUUAUUGUAUUCUGAAUUUUCUGAACAUUUUGUGUGGAAGCCUUCUUCUAAGACAUGGAAAGAACGUUCUCUUGGUGGUGUCGUCAGCAGAUUAGCCUUCGUUUCCCCAUCUAAAGGGGAGAGGUAUUUUCUCCGUCUUCUCUUAACACAUGUACGGGGUCCUACAUCAUUUGAAAACAUGCGUACUGUUAAUGGGCUUCUCUGCGCUACAUUCCAAGAAGCUGCUAUAAAGUUGGGUCUGCUUAGUGAAGAUGAUGCAGUGGAAAAGUGUGUGGUUGAAGAUGCUACUACACAGAUGCCACAAGCACUACGAAGAUUUUUUGCAACACUACUUAUUUUUGGUAACCCACGUGACCCUUUAGCAUUGUGGCAUAAAUAUUACGAUGCUUUUUCUAAAGACUACAACCAUUCAUUUAGAGGUGAAGAACUAAAGGUGAAAGCAAUAACAAUUCGUGAUGUGGAGCGAUAUUUGGAAGAGAUGGGAAAGACAUUACAAGAAUUUGGGUUGGAGUCUUUAGUCAGCUCUUUAGAUAAAGGGCUUACCCGGACUAAAGAUAUUGCAAAUGCAUUAGACGCACCCAUUCCUGGCGAGUAUAUUGAAGCAAUUUCUACAUUAAAUAGCAUGCAACAUGAAGCUUUCAAUGCAAUUAUGAGCAAGAUCAACAGUGGAGAACCAGGAGCCUUCUUUAUUGAUGGCCCUGGGGGCAUAGGUAAAACUUACCUUUACUAUGCUUUUUAUGCUUCUGUUAGGCAGAUGGGCAAGAUUGUGCUUCCUACAGUAACAUUAGAAAUUGUUGCAUCAAAUAUGAUCACAGGUCGAACAACUCAUUCACGGUUUAAGCUACCUCUAGAUCACUCUGUGUCAAUAGCUUGCAAUGUUUCUAAGAAAGUGGACUUGCAGCCUUAUUAA
This is a messenger RNA of Chenopodium quinoa (quinoa), 1791 nucleotides long. RefSeq lists its product as uncharacterized. The coding region runs from base 1 to 1791 and encodes 596 amino acids. The record is from RefSeq and is a predicted model, not a curated record. Gene Ontology annotation, molecular function: DNA helicase activity. The transcript is spliced from 4 exons. Gene Ontology annotation, biological process: DNA repair; telomere maintenance. Lineage: Eukaryota; Viridiplantae; Streptophyta; Magnoliopsida; Caryophyllales; Amaranthaceae.